GGUACAUAGCCUGUUGAUAAAGAUAGAUUGCAGGGUGUCAGCGGGGUCUUAAAAAGUAUUAAAAUGUAAUAAAUCAAUUUUGGGAAAAUUAAGGCCAUUAAAAAGUAUUAAAAAAUCUUAAUCAACAUUUGGCAAGGUAUUAAAUUUUGUAGAUAUUUUUUUCAAUGUGAAAAUCCAUUUUGUCCAAAGAUUUUGUAUGCAAACGUGGUGAAUGUAUUUAUUUAUAUUGCGUAACCAAAAAUACUAGAUGCAGAGCUCUGAUGGACCUACUAAAUUGACGUCAUAUAAAAUGGACAAACAUUUCGUGCGCUCACGGACGCACUGGUGGCUUGUGGUCUGAAGACGCUGUGCUAAGAAGCUAACAAUCAAAAAUGGGGAAAUGCAAGUUUUCGGAUGUGUUGGAGGACUCAGACUUUAAACCGUGGCUACGUCUCAUCACGGGAAUGAUCCGCAGGCGUGUUGUUCGGUCUGUAAGAAAGCUGUAAGUGUUAGCUCAAUGGGUAUCAAUGGUAUUCGGUCCCAUAUGCACAGUACUAGCCACAAAUCGGCUUUAGGACGUACAUCAUCAGAUUUGGAUUAGCACCAUACUUCAAACAACAGCUUGUUGAUAGUGUCAACAAGGCUGGACCGUUCGUAUUGAUGUUUGAUGAGAGCCUCAAUCAAUGCACAAAGAAAAAACCGCUCGACGUACAUGUUCGAUUUUGGGAGGAUGGCUGUCAGAUCCAGGUACCUGGGAUCUCAAUUCUUGGGACAUGGAAGAGCUGAUGACUUGUUGCAUCAAAGAGUGUGUGAAACAACUAAAUAUGAGGCACCUUGUGUCCAUCAGUAUGGAUGGCCCCAAUGUCAACUUAAAGUUGGUAGAUCUUCUCCAGAAAGAGCAGGUGGAGCUCUAUGGAGGUGCUCAGCUUGUCCUUGUUGAAAGCUGUGGUCUUCACACCCUCCACAAUGCAGUAAAGGCAGGCUUUACAAUGUGGCAGCUGGAAAAGCUCCUGAGAGCAAUGCAUUUCCUCUUUCAUAAUGUUCCUGCUAGAAGAGAGGACUUCACUAGCCUGACUGGAUCCUCCUGAUUUCCACUACCUUUCUGCGGCCACAGAUGGAUUGAAAAUGUCCCUGUACCAGAGAGAGCAGUUGAGGUUUGGCCAAUGCUACUAAUUUAUGUUGAUGCUGUCAAGAAGAAGAAGAUCCCAAACCCUGCCACUACCUCUUAUGACACUAUUGUGGCAGCACAAGAGGAUCCACUCAUCGUAGCCAAGCUGCAGUUCUUCCUGGCGAUUUCCAGGACCUUCAACCCCUUCUUGACAAAAUUCCAAACCGAUGAACCAGUGUUGCCCUUCUUGGCCAAAGAUUUGGCUGAUCUGUUGAAGAGUCUACUGAGGCGGUUUGUGAAGAGGGAGCUCCUACAGGACCUCACCCCCCUGAAGCUGACCAAAGUUGAUGUAUCUGAUGAGGAAAACUGGGUCUCCCCUAUGCAUGCUGAGAUAGGCCUGGGUGCUGAAACUGUCAUCAAGGCACUUCAGAGCAAAUCAGGAAGCAGGGUAGGUGAGCUUUCUGUCCUCACCUUCAGGAGAGAGUGUAUGCAGGGCCUGGUUAACAUGGUUAGGAAACUGCAGGAGAAAAGCCCCCUGAAAUUUCCAGUGGUCAGGCACAUCGCAUGUUUGGAUCCCACAAAGAUGAACAGAGAUCCAGAGUGGUGCAUUGCAAAGAUGAAGAGCAUAGUCCAAACAUUCCUGCAGGGCAAGCAGUUGGCAGGAGGCGUGUCAGCUGGUGAUGUGAUCAUCCAACAGUUCGAGAGCCUUCUCUCAGCUGAGGGUAGAGAUGAGCAUUUCCUCUACUUUCAACCACUGGAGCAGCGGCUUGAUGUGUUCCUGCACUCAACACUCAGCAAGUCCUACCCUGAGCUGUUAAGGUCUGUCAGAGCCUUCUACUUCUGUCCCAUGGACAAGCCACAGUAGAGAGAGGGUUCUCCAUCAACAAGGAGAAGAAGAAUCAGUGGAGGCUCAAAGGUUGAUUUGCGAUCAGGUCAGUGUCUGUGGAGGCAUUCUGAAGGUACCUCUCACCAAGGAGCUCCUUACUUCUGCAGCAUCUGCAAGGUCACAGUACAGGAUUUACUUGGAACAACAGCGGAGAGAAGAGAGAGAGUGCAACACUGGCUCUCAAGAGGAAAGUGGUUGAAGAUCACCUAGAAGAGCUGAAAAAGAAAGAAAAGAUGCGGAUCAACUUGCAGAGCAGGCAGAAGGAAAAUCUGGAUCAUUAAUGGCUCAGCUGAUCACAAAAUCCAACACCCUCAGGAGGAGACACAAAGAAAAACUCACUGAGCUGGUGCAAACUGAAAAGUUGUUGGAAUGAAAAGCACCUGAAUUGAGGCAAAUGCCAUAAAUCUUGUGUCUGUAAGGAAGGAGACCCCACACAGCUCACCAUUUCUAUCAGAUACUACCGUUAUGCAAGUUCAAAGUUUACAUGAGUACAUGUAAAUAUGUACAUGAGUUCUGAAAAGCAUUCAUGUCAUGCACUCAUUUCAUGAGCGUGUGUGCGUAGGUGUGUCACAGUUAUUGCUUUUUUUUCUUAUAUAUUACCAUUCUCCAAGGUCAAAUAUAUACUUGUAAUUUAUUUCAUUAGAUGGUUAUUGCUUUUUAAUAAACCUUGGCUCACUUAAUAUA
This is a messenger RNA of Micropterus salmoides (largemouth bass), 2657 nucleotides long. RefSeq lists its product as uncharacterized. NCBI's taxonomy places the organism in Eukaryota, Metazoa, Chordata, Actinopteri, Centrarchiformes, Centrarchidae. The coding region runs from base 1143 to 1952 and encodes 269 amino acids. The record is from RefSeq and is a predicted model, not a curated record. The transcript is spliced from 5 exons.